AGAGAGCCUCUGAAAUGAGUUGAACCUUGAGAGAGUCUCACUGAUCACCUAAUCGAAAGAGUCCAACAAAGCUGGGAAAGCUCAGGCACCUCCCUCUCAAUCCUGCAUCCGCUCGGAAAUCGCCUUUCAGCACGAUUAGUGUUGCAACCAGAUUCUCUGCUCCCCAGCUCACAGUGAACCGUCAAAAUUUCCUACCUUGAGGAUCUUGAGUUUGAGGAGGAAGAAAGCAUGGGUGCGGGAGCAAGUGCCGAGGACAAAAAGUCCAAGGAGUUGGAAAAACAACUUCAAGAAGAUGCCGAUAAGGACUCUAAAACAGUCAAGCUGUUACUGCUUGGUGCUGGUGAGUCAGGCAAAAGCACCAUUGUAAAACAAAUGAAGAUUCUCCAUCAAGGUGGUUAUACAAAAGAGGAACAAUUGGAGUUCAGAGCGAUCAUCUACGGCAACAUCCUGCAGUCUGUUCUGGCCAUCGUCAGAGGCAUGGAGAUGCUGGCCAUCGAUUUUGGCUCGACAGCUUCACAGGAGAAUGCACAGAAGCUGCAGAAUUUGUCGGACUCCAUUGAAGAAGGAACAAUGCCUGCCGAGCUGGCUGAUGUCAUCAUGAAGCUGUGGAAAGACACUGGCUUGCAGGCCGCCUUCGACAGAGCUGCUGAGUUCCAACUGAACGACUCUGCUGGCUACUACCUCAACGAAAUGGACCGAAUCAGCAAGUCAGAAUACCUCCCCACCGAGCAGGACGUGCUGCGAUCUCGAGUCAAAACAACCGGAAUCAUUGAAGAACAGUUUUCCUGCAAAGAGUUGUACUUCAGGAUGUUCGAUGUGGGGGGCCAGAGGUCAGAGAGAAAGAAGUGGAUCCAUUGCUUCGAGGGCGUGACCUGCAUCAUCUUUUGCGGAGCUCUCAGUGCAUACGACAUGGUGCUGGUGGAGGACGAUGAAGUGAACCGCAUGCACGAGUCGCUGCAUCUCUUCAACAGUAUCUGCAACCACAGAUUCUUCGCGUUGACCUCCAUCGUGCUUUUUCUCAACAAGAAGGAUCUCUUUGAAGAAAAGAUCAAGAAAGUCCAUCUGAGUAUCUGCUUCCCAGACUAUGAUGGCUGCAACUCAUACGAAGACGCCAGCAACUACAUCAAGUCGCAGUUCCUGGAACUGAAUAUGAAGAAGGGUGUGAAAGAAAUCUACUGCCACCUGACCUGUGCCACCGACACAAGGAACGUUGAGAUUGUGUUUAACGCCGUGACAGACAUCAUCAUCAAAGAAAACCUUAAGAGUUGCGGCCUCUUCUAAGGAGCUCCGGGUUGAAAAGAGGACUUCCUUUCCGACCGUGACCCGUCACUUUAUUGGCAUUAACUGAGAAGUGUACUGCUGGAGCACAGAAGAUCCUUUUUGUUGUGUUCCCGUCGAGCCAAGUCCCGGCCCUGUACACACAACACACACUCAGCUGGGUUGAAAGAAUCACAGAGUCACCGUAUUGUUGCUGUGGUCAGCUUUCUACAAGGUUUUCUAAAGUACAGUAUUUGUCUCACACCAAAAGGUGUGAGGAGUAGCUGCUGUAGUUGCUCAUCCGAUCCCUGUCGCUUGCUUUCGACUAACGCUACUGUGUUGUUAAUUGACUUUAUAAUAAGACCAAUCUCUGUUAAAUAUAAAUAAAACAAUAAAACGGGGAGGGAAAUAUUAAUCUUUUGAAUAGCAACAUUCCAACCUUGUUUUAUGUUUUUGAGUGCAGUAGUCUCUGUGGUCUUGAUAUUUAAACUGUAAACACUUGCUGAGUAAAUAUCUCAGAUACUUCCAGUGCUGCCGUAUGUAUCCAGAUGACAAACAAAAUUGUACAUGUAUCUAAUCUAAAUAGUGGUAAUGUGUUCAAUUCCUUUAAGAAAGUUAAUGUGUUGAAUAAAUUUCAGAAGGUCAAACACGGUAGAGAAACUUUGUACAUAAGAGUAGGUAAUUCAAUAUAUUUUGAAAGAUAAAUCUUUAUGAGAGGGAAACACUAGCGGGACGAUGCUUUGUUGUGAAAAGGGAAUGAAAAUCUACUGAGUUUGUCCUUUCUUAUGAAAUGUAGAGGCACGAAAUAAAGAUGCAUUAACAUCG
This is a messenger RNA of Gasterosteus aculeatus aculeatus (three-spined stickleback), 2082 nucleotides long. It is a transcript of the gene gnat2, whose product is annotated as guanine nucleotide binding protein (G protein), alpha transducing activity polypeptide 2. The record is from RefSeq and is a predicted model, not a curated record. NCBI's taxonomy places the organism in Eukaryota, Metazoa, Chordata, Actinopteri, Perciformes, Gasterosteidae. Gene Ontology annotation, cellular component: photoreceptor outer segment; cytoplasm; heterotrimeric G-protein complex. Gene Ontology annotation, molecular function: G protein-coupled receptor binding; G-protein beta/gamma-subunit complex binding; GTPase activity. Gene Ontology annotation, biological process: adenylate cyclase-modulating G protein-coupled receptor signaling pathway; detection of chemical stimulus involved in sensory perception of bitter taste.